Molecule: messenger RNA, 4700 nt
Organism: Meriones unguiculatus (Mongolian gerbil)
Lineage: Eukaryota; Metazoa; Chordata; Mammalia; Rodentia; Muridae
Gene: Susd5
Product: sushi domain containing 5
Exons: 5
Coding region: 650-2524 (624 amino acids)
Biological process (GO): cell adhesion; Notch signaling pathway
Molecular function (GO): hyaluronic acid binding
Source: RefSeq, a predicted model, not a curated record
AAUCCCACACGCUCCGGAGGUCUGACUAGGAAGCGAGUGAGGAGGAACGCAAGGGCACGCCUUCAAAGGAAAUGCUCCCUCUACCUCUGCCAUCCCAUCCAAGAGUGCUAGGAUUGCAAGGGAUUGCCACCACGCCCGGUCCUCUGCGGUGCGGGGGAACAGAACCCAGGGCUCCGAGCCUGCCAGGCAAGCACUCUGCCAACGGAGCCACAUCCCCAGCCCCGAGAUGGUUCUUUUGCUGAUGGGACGGAGCUCGCCGUCCUGAUGAGGACCGAGGCUAGCAAAUCAGCAGCUUCCCCUCUCAUUUAAAAAGGAAGGGUUCGUUUAAAGAAGGUUCUGUCUGGAAGCCUGCGCCCAGUCAACCCUGCGUGGCGACCGUCCUCCCCUCGAGGGUACCCACUGCCCGCCCUCCGGGCCCUGGCCCUCCGCCCUGGCCGCGCCCCGGGCGCAGCCCCUUUUGGCACCGCGGCUCCCAGGUGCCCGGCGCGAAGGCGGAGCCGGACUGCAGCCGCCUGGGUGGCGCCAGCCCAGACCCCCGGGAGCUCGCGGGUCCCGGCGCUCCGGCUGCGACUCCCGCAGCAUCCCCGGCCGCGGCUCCAGCAUCCCCCGGGAAGUCUCCCGCGGCGCGCAGCCCGCGGACGCCGCCACCAUGAGCUCGGGGCCGCGGUGGCCCGGGAGCCUGCCCGCGCUCUGCUCCGCGCUGCUCCUGCUGGGUCUGCAGCCGCCCCCGGCGCGCGCCGAGGGGAAGCUCUUCAUGCUGGAGGCUCAGAACGGCUCCCAGGGCCUGGACCUGGACGCGGCUAGGCUCUCCUGCAGGAGCAGGGGUGCCCACCUGGUGUCUGCCGGAGAGCUGAAGAGGGUGGUCCAGGACUGCGCCUUUGGGGUGUGCACCACAGGCUGGCUGGCUGACGGCACCCUCGGGACAACUGUGUGUAGCAAAGGGAGCGGUGAGCAGCAACUCCCGAGAGCUGUUGAUGUGAGAAUUGACAGCCACCCAGUUCCCGGUGCCAAGUACAACGCCCUUUGUAUUAAGGAUGAAGAGAGGCCGUGUGGCGACCCACCGUCCUUCCCACACACCGUCCUCCAGGGUCGAACCGGCUUGGAGAUGGGGGAUGAGCUGCUGUACGUGUGUGCCCCUGGCUCUGUCGCAGGCCGGCGAGAAACUGCCUUCACCUUGUUGUGCAACAGCUGUGGGGAGUGGUACGGACUAGUUCAGGCCUGCGGGAAAGAUGAGACCGAGGCCCAUAUUGACUAUGAAGAAAACUUUCCUGAUGACAGAUCCGUGUCAUUCAGGGAACUCAUGGAAGACUCCCAGGCAGAGGGAGAAGAGGAAAAGGCUCAAGAGGAUGCCUCUGAGGAGACACCAAAACGAGGUCGCCUGGUCUUCCCUUCUGUGUCUAAAGAAAAUAUAGCCCAGGAAAAAGCCUUUGUGCCAACCACAGGCUUGCCUGGCACCAGGAGCAGUGUCCAUACUGACUGGCCAGGAUCCCGCCUAAACCGGAAGUACUCGCUCUGGUUUCCGGCUGAGACUUUCCGCAAGCCAGAGCUGGAAAAGGAAGUGGGGGAUGAGACCAAAGAGCCACUUCUUGCCAGAGACGAUCACAGUGAAGGGGAACUGGUCCCAGGGGAGUCUGAAACCAGGCUUGUCCAUGCCACCACUGACAGCCCCUCAGAGCCAUUUGUGGAUAGGAACAACAGCAAGGCCGAGGACCCAGGGGUGAGCAGCAGUGGUGACUCCUGGCUAGACGGCUACCCUGUGACAGACGGGGCUUGGAGGAAGGUAGACACGGGGCGCGAGGAUGAUGAGGACAAAGAGGAUGGGCCAGUCGGACUGGAUGAAGGUGUUCUCAUGACUCCAGAUCAGCCCACUGGGAAAGUCAGGGAGCAUAAGACCGCCACCGCCUCGCCAAGCGACUUCGCGACGCACAGUUCGAUCGGCCCUUCGCAAAUGCUGGAUGUGGAGGCUCUGGUUCCGGGGCCCACGAACAUGUCCGAGACUGAGAGCCCCCAUACUAGGGAUAGUGAUUUGACUAAGUAUCAUUCAACCGUGCCUCGGAGAGCCCCCACGCAACAGUCACCCACGGCCACCUUACCCUUCGACCUCACCACCUCCACCCGAGAGACUGCACCAACAACUCCACAGCCGACGCUUAAACACACCCCCCCGGCUGAGGUGGAGACCACCCAGCCGCCAUCAGAGGCCACAGCUCCUGAGGUUCAGGACAGCUUCCCGUACCUGCUAUCUGAGGACUUCUUGGGACAGGAGGGCCCUGGGCCUGGUGCAAGCAAGGAGAAGCAGCUUCCAACCCUGGCACCGUGUGCCGGAGAGGAGUGUCCCAGCCUCAGGAAAGGCCCGGUGAUCGCCACCGUCGUCACCGUCCUGUGCGGCCUGCUGCUCCUGGCUGCUGUGGGGGCAGUGUGGGGCUACCGCAGGUGCCAGCACAAGAGCUCCGUCUACAAGCUGAACGUCGGACAGCGGCAGACUCGACAUUACCACCAGCAGAUUGAGAUGGAGAAGGUCUAGCCUCCGUCAGCACGGGCCCUCACGGGGCCACUGGGAAGAUUAACUGUGACCGCUCACACUGAGGAGUCUCAGGGUCGGAGGUGGAAAGGGUUCACCCCCUAGGGUUCACGUCUUUCUUCUAUAUGCUGAGAAGCAUCUCUGGGAGGCACCUGGAGGGCAGAGAGGGGUUGGUGACGUCAUCACGUAUGACAAGGUCUCCUCAGCCAGCUGCCCUGGAGUUCGUUGCCCAAAUCCCAGACCCCUGCUUUGUCCCUAUUCCAGUAUCAGGUUAGGGUGUUGCUGUUUUAAAGUCCCGUUUUGUUUCAUCAAACUGUUGUCUUCUCAUCUUUAGAGGGAGAAGCACAGACCCCACACCCGAGAUAUCUGAAGUAGUUUUGAUAAGCUGUGUGUUUGAGGACCAUGUUGUUGGGAAACAGAUGUCCAGUUGUGGAAUGGGACAGGAGAGAAUAAUGGUUGUUUCCUUUUAGUAUGUCGCUGGGGAAAAAUGAGUCAAGAGCCAGAACAUAGUUUACCAACUUUGGAGUUUCUCUUUUUGUUAAAAUCGCAGAGAACUUAAAACUGACGUUUUGACCUUGGGGUAUGAGGAGUGAUCAGGUGCGCACUGGCCUCUGGCCCCGCAGUGUGGGACAGCCCACACUUGUUGUUUUAAGAACAAGGCGAACUCUGUGCCAGUGAGGACAGCUUUGGGUGUCCCUGCCUGGCCUGUGCCCACAGGUGCCUUGGGUUGGCUACCAGAGCUGGCAGAGAGACACACCUUUUAGUUUCCUGUCUCAGGGUUAACUGUUUCUCUGUAUUCCAGUAGGAAGGAAGGAUAUGGAAGGGGGAAAGAAGCCCAAAGACUGCUAGGUCAAAUAUGUACCUGCUUGAUGCAUUGGACAAGGAAUGGUAGUGGACAUGGAGUGCCCGGGGCCUGCCAUGCCGUUUCCUCUCACAGUGACCACCCGGUGGUGUCUCAGUGGGUGUUGUUUCUAGAAGGAUGGUCCUCAGACCAGCUGCACAUCACCUGGGGAGCUGCUGGAGAGGUAAAUUCUUUAGUCUCACCCAGACUCAGGAAGCCAAACCCCUGGGGCUGGGCCAUCUCUGAACUCCAAAUCUUCAGGUGGUUCUGAUGCGCAUUCACGGUGAGAGCCGUUGGUCUCUAUCCUCUGUGGUGAGCUUGGAACCCAGGAAGUCCUGGAGCCAGGGAGGUGAACGCUGUGCCCCGCCUUGCUCCACCCAGGCUUCCGGAAGCAGCUAGUGAAGUGUUGCCUCUGGCUAUCUCCAGGGUGUUAGCUCAGAAGCAAGCACACUGCUGUUUUUCCAUCUGAAUCGCCCUCUUGAAGGUUUAAAAGUGAUGGAGGCCAUACAUUUCUUUCCGAGGUGCCAUGGGAGUGUGUUUUUGUAUGGCACAAGAAAUCCUGAUAUAUGUUUUUUUGUUGGUGGUGGUUUUACAGUUGAAAAUUUAGGUGGGCAGGGUUGUGGCGUGGUGGCCGAGCGACUGUCUAGCAGGUGCCGGGUCCAGUUCAAUCUCUGACACCACAAAAACAAACAAACAAAAAAAAUGGAGAUGGUGUUUUGCCAAAGGAAGACAAAAGAUCACAUGAUGUAUUUCCUGUGCUGUCCUGUGUUUGAUGCAAGCUUUGGGCAAGCAAAAGGUUCGGUAGCUACAAAGCAGUGUAACACAAUACGAAAUCCCAAUGAGCAAAUGGUCAAAUGAGGGCCUGAGGAAACCUGCUAGAACACCUCUGCUCUGGAGGAACCGGGAGAAGAUGCUUUCUGUAUGUAGCCAAAGAAGAACUCGAAGGAGUAAACACAGAGACUGUAUAUUUUUAAAUUAGAUUCUAAUCUCUGAGAUAUCAUUUCUAUUUUUAUGACUAGUUAUGGAAGAUAACCUUGGUCCCCACAUGGGGAUUCUGUCAGUAACAACCAUUAACGCAGAACACUGAAUUCAUACCCACACAGAAGUAGGUGGUAUUAAUAUAAAUGCAUUGAUAAGUUUAUUGUAAAUUAUUAACACGUGUCAGUGCUUUCUUUUGUAGACGUGGGCUGUAAUCUCAGUGCACUAGCUUGUAAUUUUACCAAUUUGCUGUCAUCUAAAUGAAUACGAAUGAACACACGAGCUUGUACAUUGGAAGGGCGUGGGUAGCCAGCUCACUAGGACCCCAGCUGUCACUGCAAACGCCUUAAGAAUGGCAAA